Penicillium argentinense is the source of this 1062-nucleotide messenger RNA. RefSeq names its product Alcohol dehydrogenase superfamily zinc-type. The record is from RefSeq and is a predicted model, not a curated record. The transcript is spliced from 7 exons. Lineage: Eukaryota; Fungi; Ascomycota; Eurotiomycetes; Eurotiales; Aspergillaceae. Bases 1 to 1062 code for a protein of 353 amino acids.
AUGACUAUCCCCUCUACUCAGAUCGCGGCAGUCGUCGCAUCAUCCGGAGCAUCUGCGUCGUCGAGGGUGGAUAUUGUCAGCACUCACCCAGUACCAGCCCCUGGUGAUGGGGACCUUCUUGUGAAGCUGGAAUACUCUGGUGUGUGUCAUUCCGAUGUUCACAGCAUCAAGGGUGAUACGCCCAUGUUGACUGAUGUGGCUGGUCACGAGGGUGUGGGGACGGUGGUCGCAGGUGGCUUUACAGCUCUUGUCUCAGCUGUGAAAUUUGUGCUAUUAACCAUACUGCUUGUCCGAAGCAGAGGAAUGCCGGCGCGGGACGUUUCAACGUACGUUGUGCUCAAAUGCAUCUAUCUGCGGACAGAUUCUAAUGCCGAUGCGAUAGAAUAUAUCGUCAGUCCAGCCAUCCACUCCACGAGGAUACCCCAGGGACUCUCGCCAGAGCUAGCAGCACCUCUUCUUUGCGCCGGGAUCGCCAUGUACUCUUCGAUCAUGAAAACAAAACCUCGUCCGGGCUAUUGGCUCGCCCCCGAUAUCCUUUGCUAUAUCCAAACACUGACUUUAUCUUACCAGGGGGUGCAGAUUGCCGCGAAGAAGGGAUUGAAUGUGGUCGCGAUCGAUAAAGGAGCAACCAAGAAAGAUCUUUGUCUAUCUUUGGGAGCCAAGCAUUUCCUUGACUUCACCGUGGUUGAUAUCGUUCAGGCUGUCAAGACCUUGACGUCUGGGCUCGGUGCUCAUAGCGUGAUCUGUACCGCCAAUAGCCCAGGGGCAUACGAGCAGAGCGUGCAGAUGCUGCGUCCGCUCGGAACGCUGGUGUGUGUUGGUAUUCCAGGUGUUCCAUUCAAUCUACCCGCUACUCCAUUCGAUAUGAUUAUCAGAGGUCUCACUAUCGUCGGAAACUCGGCGGGUACUGCGAAAGAAAUGGACGAGCUUCUAGCAAUGGCAGUGGCAGGCGACGUAAAGGCACAUGUGAAAGUGUUCGAGUUAGCCGAGAUUCAUGAUAUCUUAGAGCGACUCGAGAAAUCGGAGGUUGAGGGGAGAAUAGUUUUGAAAAUACCAGCCUAG